Lotus japonicus is the source of this 2062-nucleotide messenger RNA. Its product is annotated as U3 small nucleolar RNA-associated protein 18 homolog. Gene Ontology annotation, biological process: rRNA processing. The coding region runs from base 173 to 1822 and encodes 549 amino acids. Gene Ontology annotation, molecular function: protein binding. The transcript has 2 exons. Gene Ontology annotation, cellular component: Pwp2p-containing subcomplex of 90S preribosome; small-subunit processome. The record is from RefSeq and is a predicted model, not a curated record. Lineage: Eukaryota; Viridiplantae; Streptophyta; Magnoliopsida; Fabales; Fabaceae.
AUAUAUUAUAGCAUAAACCCUAAAACCUGGUUAUCAUUCACUACUGUCAUCUCUCGUGCCACCGCCGUCAACCGGCCACGCUGCCACUACCUCAUCUGCGAACGGCCGCCGUACGGAGGAGCUUCCCGCAAAGACGAGUCUCUGCACCACCAACAAGAUUGGCUUGUAAAAGAUGAGUUUAAUAUCUCAAAAUACUCGCACUAAAAAUGAGGCUAAGAGGGAAGUGGACACUAGAGAAAAAGAGACUGAAGCUGAUACUCUGAAAGUGAACAAGAGGAAGAGAGAUGGCAAGGGAGAGGAGCUGGUAGUAGAGCAAGUGAGGGAAAUGAAGAAGCUGGAGAGUUUUUUGUUUGGAUCUCUCUAUUCCCCUCUUGAAUUUGAAAAGGGAGAUAAUGGUGAAGUGGAGGCUGAGGCUGCUGCGAAGGUUUUUGAUUUGUUUUUCACUGACCGUUCUGCAGAUACUGUUGUCUCUGUUUACCAGGAGGAUGCUGAUCUCUCAGUUGGAAGUCGCGAUGGUUAUGAUGCUUUGCAGAGAAAACCUGCGUGGGUGGAUGAGGAGGAAGAAAAUAUCACUGUGAACAUCGGCAAAGUUAACAGGUUAAGGAAGUUGAGGAAGGAAGAAGAUGAGAGCUUGAUCUCUGGUUCAGAGUAUGUGUCGAGGUUGAGGGCUCAACAUGUGAAGCUCAACCGAGGAGCUGACUGGGCGCAACCUGAUUCAAGGACAAAAGGAGAUGAAUCUUCUGAUGAUGAGUUGACAGGUGAAGACAAUGGAGCUGUUGUGAGCCGUGGUUAUGAGGAUGUGGAUGACAUUCUCAGGACAAAUGAAGACCUGGUGGUGAAGAGCAGCUCAAAAUUGUUGCCGGGGCAUAUUGAAUACUCAAGACUUGUAGAUGCAAAUAAACAUGAUCCUUCUAAUGGUCCCAUAAAUUCGGUUCAGUUCCAUAGAAAUGCUCAGCUUCUUCUUACUGCAGGGUUGGAUCGGAAGCUUAGAUUUUUUCAAAUUGAUGGCAAGCGGAACGCUAAAAUCCAAAGCAUCUUCCUUGAAGAUUGCCCCAUUCGAAAAGCAUCUUUCUUGCCAGAUGGGUCUCAGGUUAUAUUAUCAGGAAGAAGAAAGUUCUUUUAUAGUUUUGAUCUUGUUAAGGGAAGUUUUGAUAAAAUAGGUCCUCUGGUUGGUAGGGAAGAAAAGAGUUUGGAAGUUUUUGGGGUGUCUUCUGAUUCUCAAAUGAUAGCCUUUGCCGGUAAUGAAGGUUAUAUUUUAUUGGUUUCAACAAAAACAAAGCAAUUAGUUGGUACUUUAAAGAUGAAUGGAACAAUCCGUUCCUUAGCUUUUGCUGAGGAUGGACAGUUGUUGAGUGCUGGUGGUGAUGGCCAGGUUUACCACUGGGAUCUGAAAACAAGGACUUGCAUUCAUAAAGGUGUAGAUGAAGGUUGCAUAAACAGCACGGCUCUUUGUACUUCUCCUGGUGGGGCACAUUUUGCAGCUGGUUCAGACAGUGGAAUUGUGAAUAUUUACAAUAGAGAGGAAUUUCUAGGGGGCAAGAGAAAGCCUAUCAAAACCAUUGAGAAUUUGACUACAAAAGUGGAUUUUAUGAGAUUUAAUCAUGACUCUCAAAUAUUAGCAAUCUGCUCAAGCAUGAAGAGGAGCAGUUUAAAGUUGAUACAUAUCCCAUCAUAUACUGUGUUCUCUAACUGGCCAGCACCAAAUACAAGCUUGCAGUAUCCCCGCUGUCUUGAUUUUAGUCCAGGUGGUGGUUUUAUGGCUGUUGGAAGCUCUUCAGGCAAGGUGUUAUUGUAUAAGUUGCACCAUUACCAGCAUGCCUAAGGUGGAUAUGAAGUACUGGCAAGAUUUGAAAGUUUUGUAGCAUUUGUUUUCUUGAAAGAUUUUGAGACUUGAGUUGUAUUUUAUUGGAAUGAUUACCUUAUGAAGCUUUAUAUUUUCCUGCUUAGAAGCUAGAAAUAACAAAGCUUCACAUGUUUUCUAAUUUAUUAUUUAUCAUCUACUCUAUUUAUAAUUGAAAUACACUUUUAUUUCCUAUAGAUAAACCCUUUUAUUUGGACUUCA